AUGCAAAUGCUCUUGGGUUUCCUCAUCGUCCUCGUGACUCCGUUUGCGCAUGCCAAUCCUUUCACGAUGCCGGUCCCACGACCGACCCGUAAUUCGAGCACGCCGGCAUUUCCAACCAUCGUCAACUCGACUGCAGCGGCGCCGACGGGCGUUGUCCCACCUUCGGGGCGCCCGACUGGCCACUGCCACCGCAAUGGCACGGCGACGGUUUCAGUCCCCAAGGUGACGCCACCUCCGGCCGGUGGCUCGUUCUUUGAAUCCCUCGAGGGUGGAGGUAGCGGCGCGGCAGUGGUGGCCAAGUUCAGACAGACCACAUAUUGGAGUUGCGUCACAUGGCCCAGCACUGUUCAUUGCGGGUGGCAUGAACCCAUCUUGGACGCGAGCAUGAACUCUGGGGAUAGACGUAGCAGUGAGAAGCCGGCAAUCUGGGCCAGGUUUACUGCUGUGGUAGCGGUUGGGCUGAUACUCGGCACAUGA
This is a messenger RNA of Neoarthrinium moseri, 477 nucleotides long. RefSeq lists its product as uncharacterized. NCBI's taxonomy places the organism in Eukaryota, Fungi, Ascomycota, Sordariomycetes, Amphisphaeriales, Apiosporaceae. Bases 1 to 477 code for a protein of 158 amino acids. The transcript has a single exon. The record is from RefSeq and is a predicted model, not a curated record.